AUGGUAUUCCUAUAUGCAUCACAGGAAAUUGUGAUAAAAGUCGAUAUUAAUUGCCAGAUUUGCAAGACAGAUGUACUGAAAGCCGUUGCCAAGCUUACAGGAAUAACUAUGGUGGUUGUGGAUGGUGAGAAGGGAACACUGAGAGUUGUGGGGGAUGUUGAUCCAGUGUUGGUGGUGAAACGACUAAGGAAGGCCGGAAAAGUUGCAGAAAUCAUAAGUGUUGGACCGCCGAAGCCCUCGCAACCUAAGCAAAUCCCAUCUGUAUUCCUUCUUCCUCCAUGUUGUAAUCAGUGUGAGCUUGUUGGUGUAAUCAGCUAUGCUUCUUAUUUUGAUGGUGGAGCGUGCACCAUCCUUUGA
Fragaria vesca subsp. vesca is the source of this 357-nucleotide messenger RNA. RefSeq lists its product as uncharacterized. The record is from RefSeq and is a predicted model, not a curated record. Bases 1 to 357 code for a protein of 118 amino acids. Gene Ontology annotation, molecular function: metal ion binding. The transcript is spliced from 2 exons. Lineage: Eukaryota; Viridiplantae; Streptophyta; Magnoliopsida; Rosales; Rosaceae.